This is a messenger RNA of Tigriopus californicus, 555 nucleotides long. RefSeq lists its product as uncharacterized. The coding region runs from base 29 to 472 and encodes 147 amino acids. The transcript is spliced from 3 exons. Lineage: Eukaryota; Metazoa; Arthropoda; Copepoda; Harpacticoida; Harpacticidae. The record is from RefSeq and is a predicted model, not a curated record.
CAGCUACGCGUCGAAAUGGUGGAUAGGGAUGACAAAUAUAGGCGGGCCGUGUACAAUACAUUCACUAUCGAAAGCUCGUCGUUCCCGCUACCGAUUGUCAGUGGACGAUUUCGACCCAUCCCAAUCCGUUGGCGAUCCCGGGGAUGCCAUGCAAUUCGUGAAUGGCGCGGAAUUCGACCCGGGCCCAUCACCCUGUACGGAAUUGCAUGGAGCACCAGGAUGGUUCAAACCCGGGGUCUUGAGGCGCACGUUUUGUUCGAGCGUGAACUUCUUUGCGGAUUACGACGAGAAUGAUGAGAGGCCGUCAGAACAGGCCAUCUUUUGGGACACGGGCUCAUUCCAAAGGCGUUUGAAACAAAUCGAGCUGACCAUACGGCCGAAAGACACGAACUACAACGCCAGCAUGACCAAUUAUUUCGAGAACUACCGGAACUCGUUGGAAAGCAACGAAUACGGCACCGUCUAUACGUAGGAAAAAUCAUAGUCCAUCAUUAAUCAAAAUGAAUUCGUAAUUCAACUCAUUGUUAUUCCUCAAGGUAUAAGUGCAAUAAAGGA